This is a messenger RNA of Mesocricetus auratus (golden hamster), 1501 nucleotides long. RefSeq names its product upstream-binding factor 1-like protein 1. The coding region runs from base 1 to 1197 and encodes 398 amino acids. The transcript has a single exon. NCBI's taxonomy places the organism in Eukaryota, Metazoa, Chordata, Mammalia, Rodentia, Cricetidae. The record is from RefSeq and is a predicted model, not a curated record.
AUGGCAUCGUUUGAUAAACAACAUCACUGGUCCGAAAGAGACAUUUUGAAGUUACUGGAAUGCAUGAAAAAUAAUAUCCCCUCAGACGACUCCCGAUCGUUCAAAAAGACCCAGGAAGAUCUAGACUGGGACAAAGUGGCUUUUAACCAUUUUUCGGGAAAAAUGUGCAAAGAAAAGUGGAUGCAGAUUUCUCAUAAUUUGAGGAAGUACCGCACACUCUCAGAAUUAGUUCUGGAAGCCUCUGAACUUACUAAAGAACCUCGCAAAAGUAAGACAGUGAAGAAACAUCCUGACUUCCCCAAAAGACCCCUGACUGCCUAUCUGCGCUUUUACAAGGAGCAGCGGGCCAAGUACUGUCAGAUGUAUCCUAAGUACAACAACCUACAGCUGACCAAAAUCCUGGCUGAGAAAUACAACAAGCUGCCAGAAGAGAUCAAGGAGAAAUAUAUUCAGGCCUUCCAGAAGGAGAAACAAGAAUUUAAGGAAAAACUAACUAAAUUCAGGGAAAAUCACCGUGGUGCAGAGCAAUCUAAGGAAUCUGUGGUGAUCAGGAACCACCAAACCAAAGUCUCUAAGAAAAUACAAGGAAACCGGAAAAUCGUAAAGUCCCCUCUAAAAAAGGAAACUCACAAAACAUUUCCCGCAGUGAUGAAAUUUCAGGGAGAACCCAAGAAACCCCCUAUGAAUGGGUACCACAAAUUUCACCAAGAUUCGUGGUCAAGUCUGGAGCUGAGCCAUCUACCCCUUAGGAAGCGCCAGGUUGAAAUUAGCAGACUAUGGCAGCGAGUCCCAGAGAGCCAGAAAGAGCGUUAUGCCCGUCAGGCUGAAGAGCUACAGAAACAAUACUGGGUGAAGAUGGACCUCUGGCUCAAGGGAUUGUCACCAGAGGAGUAUGAUGCAUACAAAGAGGCAAGGGCCACCUGUGGUAAGCGAAAGUACUUUGCCAAGUCUGGAGGUCCAAGCCCCAAAUGUCAACCAACGCAUCAGGAGUCCAACUCAGCAAAGGAGCUGCAAGUCAGGCCUGUAAAAAUGCAAGGACUGCUGGCUCCUAGAGCAGAUUCCCCAAAGACUAUUCAGGGCCACGAUGGUGGCUCCCAGGCAUCUGGGCAGAAUAUGAAUACGAUGGAAGAUGGCAAAGAGGAGGACUCCAGCAGCUCCUCAGAUUCUAGCAGUACAGACGAAGGUGGAGAUGACUGACUGACUGGCAUGGCCUUUAGCGGAAUGCUCAGAAUUAGACUCCAUCUUAGUCACUUUCGUAUCCUAAGUUAUCGUUUAAAACCCAGAGCAUGCCUGACAGACAGAAGGGGACCUGUCUUCUCUGUGCUGAUGUAUUCCCUUGUUUUCUCCUCCUGAACCCCUCCUUUGCUUACUAAAUACAAAGGAGUACAGUCUGGGGAGAAGGGAAUUUGCCAUAGUAUUGCCUUCAUCAGGUCCAUAGGCUUAGUAAGACCCACUUGAGACAGCACCUAGAAGCUAUUUACAUUUAUUCGAAUAAACUAUA